AGCUCGCCCCUCUCCCUGCCUCCCUUCCUCAGGCACUCGGGAGCAACAGCCGCUCGAGGAAGGACACGGUCGCUCUGCCGCUCAGUUCUCUCCACUGCAAGUCUCUUUUUACUUUGUGACAGCUGAUACUCGCUGCUUCACAGGAAACUAACACGUUCAGGAGGAAGCAGUAUUAUGGCCGAUGGGAUGUUGUCCCUGUCGUGGAACAAUCACAGCACCACCUUCACCCACACCCUCGCCACCCUCAGGGAAAAGGAGAGGUACACAGAUGUAACCUUAUCCUGUGAGGGAAGGUUCUACCCAGUCCACAAACUUGUCCUUUCAACAUGCAGCGAAUACUUCAUGCGCAUGUUUGAGCUGACGCCCUGCAAGCAUCCCGUGGUGGUGCUGCAGGAUGUCCAGUGCAAGGAGAUGGAGGCUCUACUGAGCUAUAUGUAUGCUGGGGUGGUGAGUGUGGCCCAGAGUGACCUGCCACAGCUCAUCAAGGUUGCUGAGGCACUCCAAAUCAAAGGCUUGGCAGUUCCUGAUGAAAAUCUCUGCAGUAACAUGAAGUUUGGCCAUACAUGGAGCCCCACUGAUGGCAAGAACAGUCCCUUCCCCAAGAAGAUCAAAAGAGAGGAGAAUGGGACCCAGACACACAGAAACUCAGACCCCAAACCAGGAAUCAGCCCCCAGUCUGUCUCACGACCCAGCACUCAAGGAUACAAUGCACUCAGUACGUCUUACAGCAACAUGAUGAAUGCUCACAGGUACUCACCUUACAGCAGGGAAGAUGUCUCCUCUGGCCAAAGAGGGAAUAAGAAGGACCAAAUCGUUGUCCCAAGAGUCACACCAAAGCUGGAACACAAAUCAGAAAACAGAAAUAAUAAGCAGACCAAUUCAAGAUCUUAUCUAAGAACAGAUUACUCUAAGAGCAGCUACAGACCAGACAGAGACCACACAGAUGACCACAGGGAUCUGUCAGAUGAAGGGCACGAUAGGUACUUUGACACAGAUGAUGAAAAUUCUUCUGAAAUGCAGGAAGUUCUGCCGGUCAGUCUUGUGAAGGUUGAAGUAAAGGAUGAGGAAGAUGACGAGCACAUAGAUGUGGACGACACUGGCUAUGACCCCAAGCACGAAUCAAACCAGCCCCUUCCCCUCCUGGUGCCCAAGCGAGAGCCCAUCGAGGACUACCGCUCCAUGUCAUCAGGCUCUGAGAGGCGAAGCCUUCAUUAUUCACCCUGGCAAGCCCUGCGGGAGGCACACUAAGGCUGCUUCAGUGAGGGAUAACGGAAGCUGCCGGUAACUUGUGCAGUCUAACUGAUGAGCCGGUGAGGUGGACGUUAACACUGCAUCGUCAAGAGUGUUAAUGUUCCUGUGGUGUUUGGUAGAGGCAUUGCAGAGGACCACCAUCAUCCAACACAUCCAACAGCUCUUUUCUUUUCCUUUAAAGGACAAAUAAUUGGCUUUAAAAUUUUGUGGUCAGGAUAAGAUUCUAAAUCACUAUGUUUUGGAAGCAUAUCUUUGAAUGGAAUUGGGUUGAAGGUUAGGUUUGAAUACCAUCAGGUUAACCAUGCACUUAUCAGGCUUAUCUUUUGUUGUUACAUCCCAAUCAAAAGUAUGUUCCUUGGCCUCCUUUCUUUCUGGUAUGCAAGCAUGGUUUGCUUUUCAAUUAAUCUUCCCUGCAUGGUUGGUAAAUGUCACAGGUGCCUUCAGCAGGUGUAGUACAAAGCAAUUCAUUGUCAUGUUUGCUUAACAUCAAUUUCAAAACAUGUAGUUUUAGAAAACAAAACUUACAUGAAUUGCCAGUCUUGGACUGACUUUGAAGAAUGUAAGUAUCAAUAACAUGGAACCAAUUCUCCAUGAAGUGACAAAUGCAGAUGUUUUGUAAUUAUUUUAUCCCACCAUAAGCUUGUCAUUAUAAAGUUAUAUUUAAUGAAAAUAAUAAUUUUUAAUGUAUAUUAUUCAAAACUUUAUGUAUAGGGAUAAAAUAGAAUUAAGAGACAUAUACUAAGCUGCACUUUGUAUUGGGACUUAAGUGUCUUUGACCCUAGAGGCUGGCCUUGGUCAGGGGACAUACACCCAGCUGGGAUAUUUGGAUUGCUACAGUGUCACAAUCUCCAGUCCAAAUUUUCCAGGUGCUCUUUUAUUUGCUGCUCUUUAAGGAAUAAUAAACAGGCCAUGUCAUCUUCCUCACCUAAAGCUUGAAGACAGGCCAGGUUUACUGCCAUGCCAAAUAGCCAGAAUGAAAUAGUUAAGCAUAUGAGGUCAAGAGAUAGAUAAGACAGUGAAUAUAGAUAUUGCCUAGUCAUGGAUUUCACUCUUGGUUUUCCCACUGGAAUUCAGUAAACUUAAGGGGCACCAACCAAUCCCAGACAGUGGCAAUGGAUAACACUGCAUCAGAAAUACUGCUGAAUGGCAGUAUUAGUUUUCUUAAAUGCAUUGAAUCUAUGGUGGAAAACUUAUGUAAUCUUAUGUAAAGAAAAUUUCUAACUUUUUUCUUUUUAUCAUGUAUAUCAGGUUGUUUCUCUAAUAUGAAUUGCAUAUCAUUCAGAAAAAAAACAUUGGGAAGAGUGUCAUGUCAGAAUAUGUAUCUGCUGAUUUCUUGGCUUGAGUUAAUGUGUAUUACAUGUAAAUAUAGAGCUGGCAAAAUGUAUAAGAAAACACGUAGGUAUGUUCCAGGAAUGCAGUUGGUAUAUUACUGUAAUGUUAGUCACAAUAGAGACCAAAACAUUGUGAAUAAAAUUCUCUGUUAAAUCCAGAAGCAGUUGAUGAGGCUUAUGAGAGGUACAAGUGGUAUAUACUGCACCACAAACUUUGGUCCUCCAGCUGCUAGAUCUAAGUAGAUUUUCAAAUUAAGAUAUGUAUAUUAGUACUAAAUUGCAACUCAUAAAAUAAGUAUAUUACUCAUCUGACAAUAGAUUCAUUAGGAAGAUUUUUUUUAUAAAAAUUUGAUUCAUUAUUUAAUUUUGUAUAUAUUUUAUUAGGUAAGACCAUCUUUGACAUAUUAAAUAGCAUACCUACACCAAGCUUCUAGACCAUAACCAAACUGUCUUGCUAGGAUGAUGGAAUUACUGUAAUAUAUCUAGGGUUGAAUGGCCAUCAUAUGUCACAGAUUAUUAUUUUGUUAUAGUUACACUUCUGUGUUCUAUGUUUUAACCUUCACUGUUACUGUAUGAGGCAUCCCACAUUAGAGGCUACACUCAGACCAAGUUUUCUAGAGGAGGUAUUGACUCAGACUGGUGUGGUGUGAGCACAUCCUCCAAUGUUGGAUGCCUCAUCACAAAGCAUUCACAAGCUGAAAUGUGCACUAAAUGUUGCUAUUCCCAAUACCUGUUUUAUUAUUGGUGCUGAGUAAGAUAUUUUAUAUAGUUUUAUUAUGCUUUAAGUAAUCUGAUUUUUCUUUCCUUGAGAAAAGUCAGUGUUGGAAACGUCUGAAUUUUUUUCUGUAUGUAGAGAAUAUGAAUUACAUUUAUAAAUUAUUAUA
Molecule: messenger RNA, 3466 nt
Organism: Portunus trituberculatus (swimming crab)
Lineage: Eukaryota; Metazoa; Arthropoda; Malacostraca; Decapoda; Portunidae
Product: protein tramtrack, beta isoform-like
Exons: 5
Coding region: 175-1248 (357 amino acids)
Biological process (GO): regulation of transcription by RNA polymerase II
Cellular component (GO): nucleus
Molecular function (GO): protein binding
Source: RefSeq, a predicted model, not a curated record